Molecule: messenger RNA, 342 nt
Organism: Phalaenopsis equestris
Lineage: Eukaryota; Viridiplantae; Streptophyta; Magnoliopsida; Asparagales; Orchidaceae
Product: small ubiquitin-related modifier 1-like
Exons: 3
Coding region: 1-342 (113 amino acids)
Biological process (GO): protein sumoylation
Cellular component (GO): nucleus
Molecular function (GO): ubiquitin-like protein ligase binding; protein tag activity
Source: RefSeq, a predicted model, not a curated record
AUGAGUUUUCAAAUCACAUCGUCAUCUGCAGCUCCUGCGCAAGAACAUUCACAUCUCUCCGCGAGAACAAGGUCGGAUGAGGGCGCGGAGACAGAACAGGAAGAAGAAAAGAUCGUCGUCAAAGUAAAAAACCAGGUUGGGAAUGAAAGGUUCUUCAGGAUGAAGCGCACUACUCUGCUGCGGAAGCUUAUGGAUGCCUAUCGUGAUCCUCUAUCUCUUCCGUUGAAUGAGCUUCGCUUCCUCUUUGAUCGUCGUUAUCUUAGAUAUUACGAUACACCUUUGGAGUUGGGUAUGGAGGAUGGAGCUGAAAUUCUUGUCUUCCUACGCGAAUGUGGCUGCUGA